This is a messenger RNA of Mangifera indica (mango), 1873 nucleotides long. Its product is annotated as cytochrome P450 704C1-like. The coding region runs from base 76 to 1689 and encodes 537 amino acids. The record is from RefSeq and is a predicted model, not a curated record. NCBI's taxonomy places the organism in Eukaryota, Viridiplantae, Streptophyta, Magnoliopsida, Sapindales, Anacardiaceae. The transcript has 5 exons. Gene Ontology annotation, molecular function: heme binding; oxidoreductase activity, acting on paired donors, with incorporation or reduction of molecular oxygen; iron ion binding.
CUCUUGUCUAAAUCUGGUUCUAUUAUAAAUUCUACUUCCAUUUUCAAUCCCAAUCUCAUCUACUAUUCCAUAAUUAUGAUAGACCUAAACCAGUUUUCCUCCUUCUUCAUCCCUCUCACAGUGGCAGCUUUGGCACUAAUAUCCGCCAUAUUCAUCCUCAGAUUCAAUGUCAAAAGAUCUUCUCCGAAGACUAAAAAGUAUCACCCAAUCGCCACCUCUCCUCUGAACCAAGUUCUAAAUUAUCACAGACUCUUUGACUUACUGACUGACCUUUCACGUCAGUAUAAAACUUACAGAUUGUCAUCUUUCUCCAGAAAUGAGAUUUUCACCACCGACCCUGCCAUUGUUGAGUACAUCCUCAAGACAAACUUUCCAAACUAUGGCAAGGGUUUGUACGCAUAUAACAUUUUUAAUGACUUACUCGGUGAUGGGAUCUUCGCGGUGGAUGGAGACAAGUGGAAACAUCAAAGGAAACUAGCGAGUUAUGAAUUCUCUACCAAGAUACUGAGGGACUUCAGCAGUGGUGUCUUCAAAGGCACUGCUGUAAAGCUUGCUCGAAUAUUAUCUGAAAUUUCAGCAUCAAACCAAUCGUUGGACAUGCAAAAUCUCUUCAUGACAGCUACCUUAGACUCAGUAUUUAAAGUCAUAUUGGGUAUUGACUUAGAUGGUUUGUCUGGAACGUAUGAAGAAGGCGCUCGAUUCACUGCUGCUUUUGAUACUGCAAAUGGAAUUACUUCAUAUCGAUUUGUUGAUUUCUUUUGGAAGAUUAAGCGGUUCCUGAACAUCGGAUCAGAGGCUAAAUUGAGAAGAAGUAUCAAAGUAAUUGAUGAAUUUGUAUACAAAUUAAUCAAAAGCAAAAUUGAGAAACUCAAUAAUCCGCAUGAUGAUUUACAACCUGUAACAACUCCUACCCUCUGCAUUUUAUUUGACGUUUUAGUAACAUUUGUAGGAUUUGCUAACAAUUUCAUAUUACAGGGGAAGAAAGAGGACAUUCUAUCAAGGUUUUUGGAACUGAAAGAAACCGAUCCAAAAUACUUACGGGACAUUGUUCUCAAUUUUGUAAUUGCUGGCAAAGACACCACCGCCACCACUCUUUCUUGGUUUUUUUACUUUCUUUGUAAGCACCCUGACAUACAGGAAAAGAUUGCCAAGGAAAUAUUAGAAGCAACCAAAGUGAGAAGUAAUUCAAGCAUUGAGGAACUGGCAGCCAAAGUAAAUGAAGAAACCCUUGACAAGAUGCACUAUCUCCACGCUGCUUUGUCUGAGACACUCAGGCUCUAUCCCGCAGUCCCUGUGGAUGGGAAAAUUUGUUUUUCGGACGACACGCUGCCGGAUGGUUUCAAUGUGAAUAAAGGCGAUAUGAUCACAUAUUUAACUUAUGCGAUGGGCAGGACAAAAGAAUUAUGGGGCAAUGAUGUAGAGGAAUUUCGUCCAGAGAGAUGGCUCAAUGAAAAUGGCCAUUUCCAGCCGAGAAGCCCUUUCAUUUUCACGUCUUUCCAGGCGGGUCCGAGAAUCUGUCUAGGAAAGGAUUUUGCUUACAGGCAGAUGAAAAUUUUCUCGAUGAUUCUACUUGGAAGCUACAAAUUCAAGCUCAAUGAUGAAAGUAAACCAGUCAAGUACAAAACUGCACUCACUCUUCAUAUUGAAGGAGGACUCCAUCUCCGAGUCUUCUCAAGAAACUACAGUUAAUGCUUGAACAUCUUCCUACUGCCUUUGGCAGUUGCCUAAUUGAUCAAAUUCAAGAGUCAAUAAAUAACAUCAUGCAGUAGUGGAGAAAGUUUGUCCAUUUUGUAAUUUGCUCACAGUUUGGCUGUAAGCAUUAAAUUGGGAUUUGGCAACCUAAUAAUAACUUGUAUUAUUAUUAUUUUGAUAA